This is a messenger RNA of Hevea brasiliensis (rubber tree), 2636 nucleotides long. RefSeq lists its product as uncharacterized. NCBI's taxonomy places the organism in Eukaryota, Viridiplantae, Streptophyta, Magnoliopsida, Malpighiales, Euphorbiaceae. The record is from RefSeq and is a predicted model, not a curated record. The coding region runs from base 387 to 2369 and encodes 660 amino acids. The transcript is spliced from 11 exons.
CUUUAAAAGAAAAAUAAAAAUUGGAAAAUGUGAGAGAGAGAGAAACAGAAAGCAGAACAGAAGAGAAAGGAAGAAGCCUGGAAGUCAAGAAAGAACAAUUCCAUUUAUUUUAUUAUAUUUAAUUCAUAAUUCAGAAAAUAAAAAUUUUUAGAUUUUAAUGUCUGGAGAGAGAGAGAACGAAUUGUAUGUUGAUUGAAGAAGAUCUUGGCAUUUGAUUGAUUUAUAAUAAUUCCUUACAGUUUCAGUUUCUCCAUCAUUUCUUCUUCUUCUUCUCCUUUCUUCUUUGUCGUAGUUUCUUCCUUCUAUUCAAUCGGUUUCUUUCCGUUCAUUACUUUCUCUCUGAAAGGAAAGGAAAAGAAAGGGAGGGGUUACAUCACACAUACCAAAUGAAGACCUCUCUCAGGAAAUUGAGAGGUUUCGCACUUCGCCAUGCUGACCACAAGGACCGAAGAGAUCUUCACCCUUUGGCUCCCACCGAUGAGCUUGCUCUGGCUUCUCAGGACAUGCAGGACAUGAGAGAUUGCUAUGAUAGCUUACUUUCUGCUGCUGCAGCCACUGCUAAUAGUGCUUUUGAAUUCUCAGAAUCAUUGCGUGAGAUGGGUGCUUGUCUUCUCGAGAAAACUGCAUUGAAUGAUGAUGAAGAAAGUGGUAAAGUAUUGCUGAUGCUGGGAAAAGUGCAGUUUGAACUCCAGAAACUUGUUGAUAGCUAUCGUUCUCACAUAUUCCAGACAAUUACAGUCCCAUCAGAGUCUCUUCUCAAUGAACUUCGAACUGUUGAGGAGAUGAAGCGGCAAUGUGACGAGAAAAGAGAUGUGUAUGAAUACAUGAUAAGGAGGCAAAGAGAAAAAGGAAGGGGAAGAAGUGGGAAGGCAGAGUCUUUUUCUAUGCAGCAGUUACAAACGGCUUAUGAUGAAUAUGAUGAAGAGGCAACCUUAUUUGUUUUCCGUCUGAAAUCCCUAAAGCAAGGACAAUCUCGGAGUCUUCUUACUCAGGCAGCACGACACCAUGCUGCUCAGUUGUGUUUCUUCAAGAGGGCUCUUAAAUCUCUUGAAGAACUUGAGCCACAUGUGAAGUUGGUCACUGAACAACAACACAUAGAUUAUCACUUUAGUGGCCUUGAAGAUGAUGAUGGAGACGAUGUUGAUGACGACGACAAUGAUGACGACGACGACGAAGAUGAUGAUUCCUAUGGUGAUGUAGAAUUGAGUUUUGACUAUGGACAUAAUGACGAGGAGCAAGAUGUUGUUUCUACAGCGAGAAACUCAAUGGAGUUGGAUAUGGUGGAUGUUACAUUUCCCCAAGUUGCAACAUCAGAAGUCACAAAGGAAAAUCUUGAUAGCAGCUACCGGAAAAUUUUUCCUUUCAGAGGAGAAAUUAGGAAAGGAAGCCAGUCGGCCCCACUUUUUCCUGAAAAGAAAUCUGAUCCAACCGAAAGAGUGAAACAGAUGCAGCCAUCAUCUUCAAGAAGGCUCAAUACGUAUGUAUUGCCCACCCCAGUUGAGACAAAGAGUUCAAAUUCUACAGGAACAGGUAGUCUAGUUCAUCAAACAUUAAAGACAAGUUUGAGUGGGCGCAAUUUGUGGCAUUCAUCCCCUCUGGAACCAAAGAAAUAUGAAAAAUUAACAGGAGAUGAUAAAUAUCGUGGAUCCACUGUUAAAAAUUCGGAGUCAGUGCUCAGGGAAAGCAACAAAAAUACUGCUUCCACUCGAUUGCCUCCUCCUCUGGCUGAUGGGCUCUUCAUUUCACAGUCAGAUUCCAAGAAAAUCAAAAGAUACGCCUUUUCAGGUCCUAUUGCAAAGGCAUGGCCUACCAAACCAGUUUCAAUGGAAUCUCCUGGAUUGUUCUCGGGACCCCUUUUGCAGAAUCUAACAGUGCAAUUACCAUCAUCAUCUCCUAAAGUAUCUCCCAAGGUAUCUCCAAAAGUAUCUCCUAAGGUAUCUCCAAAAGUGUCACCAACAGAUUCCCCUACUUUUGUGUCCUCCCCUAAAAUAAGUGAGCUUCAUGAGCUUCCUAGGCCUCCAGCCAGUUCAGCCUCCAAGUCUUCAAGGCCUUUGAGUUUGGUUGGUCAUUCAGCUCCUUUGGUGCCCAAAAGUCACAUGCGUCCUACUGGUAGAUCUUUGGUGUCAAAUUCAGCAUCUCCGCUGCCAGUACCUCCUCAGGCUGUUGCUCGCAGUUUCUCCAUACCCUCCAGCAGUCUUAGAGCAAUGGCAUUGAAUAUCUCUAAGCCACUGGAAAGUACUGAGAAUUCAGAGAUGCCUCAAGAUAUGGUCUCACCUCCUUUGACCCCAAUAUCUUUAUCAAACAUCCAGCCAUCAUUAGCUGGUUCCGGGAAUGUCAAUCAGACUAUUCAAAUCAGAGGUGCAGAUUGAUUUUAUUCUUUGUGGCAAUUUUGUUUCUAGUUCGGCAACAAAAAGCUGAGCAUUCGAGAUUCUGUGUUGAUUUCGUGCAGGUGCAGAUCUGUAAAUAUAAUUUUUGUCUAAUUUUUAGUUUAUCAUUUUUUCUCUGUUAAUCCAUUUCUUAAUUUUUAGGAUGAGCACUCGGCAUGAAUUAAUUGAAUAAUUGCCUAGAUGUUCCAUCAGUGAAAAAAUUUUGUAUUUUCCCAAGUAAUUAAUAGACAAACUUCCUUUUUCUCCCUC